This is a messenger RNA of Hypoxylon fragiforme, 4652 nucleotides long. Its product is annotated as linoleate diol synthase. Gene Ontology annotation, biological process: response to oxidative stress. The transcript is spliced from 6 exons. NCBI's taxonomy places the organism in Eukaryota, Fungi, Ascomycota, Sordariomycetes, Xylariales, Hypoxylaceae. The record is from RefSeq and is a predicted model, not a curated record. The coding region runs from base 745 to 3996 and encodes 1083 amino acids. Gene Ontology annotation, molecular function: peroxidase activity; heme binding.
AAAUGAUAGUCGAAUAAAUAGAUAGAUGAAUGAAUGAGUUGAGAAUUCUAAAAUAGCUGGGUGGCUGGACUCUGGUAACUUGUGGUAAGGGUUAUAACUGAUUUAUCAGAUCUAAGACAAUGAAUUGUUCAAUCCCCUGGCUACUUUCGGUGGGCUCAACGGCGACGACGUUGGGAUAUUUUGAUUUUGAUUUUGCUUUUGAUUUUGAUAUUGAUAAUAGAGAGUCAACGGCGUGGCAAGCGGUGAAACUAGUAAUGGUUGUAUGUGACUAUUCUAUACAUACCCACAUACCAACCUACAUACCUGCUCACAUUUACUUACUGUAGUACCGUAUAUCUUCCAGCUGUAUACUAUAUACUUCCAAGGUUACCUAUUCCUAUCUUCGAUUUCCCCGCUCUCCCUAUGCAUAUCUAGCAAGCCUCGAAUGACAAUCUAUUGACUAGAUUGGAGAUGGAAAUCUCCUGUAAGGCUUGUGUCGGUUCUGAGACUCCCUACGUAGCCAUCUACGUAGCCGUAUAUGUAGGUAGAUAUCGAGUGGGUACACAUUCUGUAUCCCGUCGUAUCCCGUCAUAGGUUCACGGAAAGCUGCUGGUAGGACUCCCCCUGACCGACCAAGUGAAUCCAAGAGGUUUGACCAGAUUUAAAUUGUGACACUGAGCUUUGCCACACCCACCAAUCUCUCCAUCUUGGUCUGGUGACGGACAGUCAGUAAACUCCCGGCUUUCCCCACGCAAGUCAAUCAAGAUGGCGAGCACGAAACAAAACAACGGACACUACGAAAGGAAUGGAGAUAGACUCCAUCUCAACGACUCCAACAGUAUGACUACCACAAUGGGAAAACCCUCGGCGUCUUACGAUAGGACUCCUCCUAAGGAGAAGCCAGAAAAUGCCCCUAAAGCAGAUCGUGAUGGCGUUGCCGCGGUGUUCUCGCAGUUUAGCCAACUGCUUCACGUUGCGAGACUGCCCAUCGCCACUCAGACUAGCGAGGGCACUUUCAGCACAGCACUUCAAAGAACGGGGUUGAAAAAGGACUUCAAAUACCUUCAUAUGAAAGAUGUGAAGACAGUGCUAGAUCUUGCCCGGAGCAAGUUAAAGGGCGAACAGGUAGCAGAUGACAAGACGAUGAUCAUGGAACGCGUGAUUCAGCUUGUCGCCGAACUACCUGACAAGUCACGACUCCGGGAGGAACUGACUAACACGUUCUUGAACGAGCUUUGGGAUACAUUGGACCACCCACCCUUACUCUACCUUGGCGAGAAGCAUCAGUACCGGAUGGCAGAUGGGUCGUGGAAUAACCCGAUGAACCCUCAAUUGGGAGCAGCGGGCUCGACAUAUGCCCGAACAUGUCGUCCGGGGGUCAUACCUUUGGGAGCCAUGCCUGACCCGGAACUGAUAUUCGAAUCAGUCAUGAAGAGAACUCAAUACCGCAAGCAUCCGAACAACGUCUCAUCUGUGCUUUGGUAUUGGGCAACCAUCAUCAUCCACGACCUCUUCUGGACAGAUCAAACUGACAUGACCAAGACCAGGACGUCUUCGUUCUUGGAUCUCUCGCCUCUCUACGGUAGCAACCAAGAUAUGCAAGACUCCAUUCGCACUUUCAAGGAUGGGCUGAUGAAGCCGGACACCUACGCCGACAAGAGGCUUCUUGGCUCACCACCGGGAGUCAGCGUGAUCCUGAUCAUGUUCAAUCGCUUCCACAACCACAUCGCCACGAACCUUGCCGCUAUCAAUGAAGGGGGUAGGUUCACACCACCGCCCCCGGGCCUGAGCGAAGAGAAGGCGGCUGCCGCGUGGAAGAAGUAUGAUAACGAUCUUUUCCAGACAGCUCGACUGGUCACAUCUGGGUUAUACAUCAAUAUCACUCUGGUGGACUACGUGCGAAACAUUGUCAAUCUCAACCGGAGCAACACCACGUGGACCUUAGACCCUCGAGCGGAGAUGGGCCGUGACGUGGGCACCAACGCGGGAUCUGAGCGUGGUACGGGCAGUAUGGUUUCUGCUGAAUUCAACCUCUGCUACAGAUGGCACUCGUGUAUCUCGGCCAAGGACGACCAGUGGGUCCAAGACUUUUACCACGAGAUAUUCGGUAAGAAUCCAUUGGAAUUGAGUAUGCAAGACAUGAUAAUGGGCUUUGGCAAGUUCGAACGUCGCAUCCCGGAAGAUCCUGCCGAAAGAGUCUUCGGCGGAUUCAAGCGCAACGCAGAUGGCAAGUUCAACGACGAUGACCUGGUCAACUGCAUCAGCGACGCGAUAGAAGACUGCGCCGGAGCUUUCGGAGGCCGCAAUGUGCCGGAGUGCAUGAAGCCCGUAGAGAUCCUGGGUAUCAUCCAGGGAAGAAAGUGGAAUGUUGCGGGCUUGAACGAGUUCCGCAAGCACUUCGGGCUGAAACCGUAUGAGAAGUUUGAGGACAUCAACUCUGACCCGGAGAUUGCUGGUUCGCUUCGAAACCUCUACGAGCACCCUGAUUUCGUCGAGCUUUACCCGGGUCUUGUUGCCGAGGAGGCUAAGGAGCCAAUGAUACCUGGUGUUGGAAUCGCGCCUACCUACACCAUUUCUCGUGUGAUCUUGUCCGACGCCGUCUGCUUAACUCGGGGUGACCGUUUCUACACCACCGAUUAUCACCCGCGUGGCCUCACAUCUUGGGGUUAUAACGAAGUGGCCUAUGAUCUGAACAUGAACCAGGGAUGCGUCUUUUACAAGCUGUUCAUGCGAGCCUUCCCCAACCAUUUCAAGGGAGACUCAGUCUAUGCCCACUAUCCCAUGGUUGUCCCGAGCGAGACCAAGAUGAUCUUGACCAAUCUUGGCCGCGCACACCAUUUCAACUACGAGCGUCCUUCCUUCAACCCCCCGUGUGUCAACAUCGCUACACAUGGAGGAGCUGAGCGCGUACUCGAGAACCAGGAACACUACAAGCCCAUGUGGUCCGAAGGCUUUUCCUCCCUUCUCGGCACUGGCGAAACCCGCUUUUCAAUCCGGGGCGACUCCUCCUCCCGCGACAGCCAGACCGAGCGGAUCAAGGACCAGCUCUACAACGAAGGGUGGUACCCCCACGUCAAGGCCUUCUACGCCCAGCACACGGACCGCCUGAUCGCGGAGAAGAGCUACCGGCUCGCGGGCCAGAACUUCGUCGACAUCAUCCGCGACGUCGGGAACCUCGCGCCCGUGCACUUCGUCUCGCGGCUGUUCAAUCUCCCACUGCGCACGACGGAGAGCGGCAAAGGGGUUUACAGCGAGCAGGAGCUAUACAUGGUGCUCGCGACCAUCUUCGCGUCCACCUGCGUCGAUGCCGAGCCCGCGAAGUCGUUCCCGCUAAGGCAGGCGGCGAGGGCAGUGGGUUCGCAGCUCGGGAGGCUGGCCGAGGCGCAUGUGAAGUGCGUGACGGGCUUUGGGAUUGGUGGGUUGUUUGGCUCGAGAGCGCACAAGAAUGAUCCCGUGGCGGCGUAUGGUAAUGGCUUGAUUAAGGGGUUGUCGAAGGCGGGCCUGAGUAAUCAUGAUAUUGCGUGGAACCAGAUCCUGCCUACGGCGGGUGCAUCUGUGCCGAAUCUGGCAGAAGUGUUCGCUAUCGCCGUAGAUUUCUUCCUGUCGCCGGAGGGAUCCAAGCAUGUCCCGGACCUGCACCGCAUCGCGAACCUUCCGUCGUCGGAAGAAACUGAUGCGUUGAUGCUUGGGUAUGGUUUGGAGGGUGUUAGAUUGGCUGGGUCAUUUUGCUCUUUCCGCCAGGCGGUGGCCGACGAUACGGUCACGGAAGAUGAUGGUCACGAGGUGCCUGUUCGAACCGGGGAACGUGUUUUUGUCAACUAUGUAAGUGCUUCUUACCUUCUAUGCAUUUACAUGUACCAGACAUAUUGCAUGUUAUGCUCCAAACAACUAAUCGAUCUGUGUAAAAGACUGGCGCAGCUAAAGACGUUGCACGCUUCCCGGACCCUGAGAAGGUCAACCCACGUCGUCCCCUGGAAUCCUACGAACAUUUUGGGCUGGGACCUUAUGCGUGCCUAGGUCGUGACGCAUGCCAGGCUGGGUUGACUGAGAUGUUCCGCUCCGUUUUCAAGUUGAAGAACGUGCGAAAGGCCGCGGGUCCUCAGGGGGAGCUCAAGAAGGUUAAAACUCCGGGAGGAUUCUACGAGUAUAUGAGGGAGGACAGGGGAGCAUACUUCCCGUUCCCUUGCACGAUGAAGAUCUGCUAUGAUGACUAGUGUGGGAGGAAGUGCCGUGCUAGUAGUAGCUGGAGAGAGGUAUAACCCAGGUAACCCAGGUAAUCCCUUUGACAAGUGAAGCUAUGAGUGAGUAUUUUCCUAAUUUUCCAACUCUCAUACCCCCGUUGAGUUCAGACUUCAAUAAAAGUCCCGAUCACAUUAUAAUAAGUGGUUUCGUUUUAUCCAAAUUGUUGUGGCCUUUAUGUGAAUCAAUUGCUAAGUGAUAAGGGGAGAGCAUGAGAGCUUCGUGAUUAUAGCAUGCAUUCAUCGAAAUUGCCCAAUGUUGGAACAAGACAAAAGCUGCUCUUUUGACUAGUUAGUAGUAAACUACAUUAGCUCUUUAUAAUUCUGGUUUUCUCUUGUUUUUCUCUCUCUUCUAGUAGUAGUUAUUAGCUUGAGUUAUUUAUUAUUUAGCCUUCAGCUCAGCUUAGAGUCUGAGACAAUUUGACAUGAAGCCCU